This is a messenger RNA of Eremothecium cymbalariae DBVPG#7215, 444 nucleotides long. RefSeq lists its product as uncharacterized. The transcript has a single exon. Gene Ontology annotation, biological process: protein polyubiquitination; ubiquitin-dependent protein catabolic process. The record is from RefSeq and is a predicted model, not a curated record. NCBI's taxonomy places the organism in Eukaryota, Fungi, Ascomycota, Saccharomycetes, Saccharomycetales, Saccharomycetaceae. Bases 1 to 444 code for a protein of 147 amino acids. Gene Ontology annotation, molecular function: ubiquitin conjugating enzyme activity. Gene Ontology annotation, cellular component: nucleus.
AUGUCGUUAAAACGUAUUACCAAGGAACUAAAUGAUUUGGGCAGGGACCCUCCAACAUCCUGUUCGGCAGGGCCCGUUGGAGACGAUUUGUACCACUGGCAGGCGUCUAUCAUGGGGCCUCCAGACUCGCCAUACGCGGGAGGAGUGUUUUUCCUAUCCAUCCAUUUCCCCACGGACUAUCCCUUCAAACCGCCAAAGAUUUCGUUCACAACCAAGAUAUAUCAUCCUAAUAUCAAUGCGAACGGGAACAUUUGUUUAGACAUCUUGAAGGACCAGUGGUCUCCAGCGUUGACUAUAUCGAAGGUGUUGCUUUCCAUCUGCUCAUUGUUGACAGAUGCCAAUCCGGACGAUCCGUUGGUGCCUGAGAUUGCUCAUAUUUACAAGACCGAUAGAGCUAAGUACGAGGCUACCGCUAAGGAAUGGACGAAGAAGUAUGCUAUUUGA